This is a messenger RNA of Chlamydomonas reinhardtii, 8155 nucleotides long. RefSeq lists its product as uncharacterized. The record is from RefSeq and is a predicted model, not a curated record. Gene Ontology annotation, molecular function: endopeptidase inhibitor activity. NCBI's taxonomy places the organism in Eukaryota, Viridiplantae, Chlorophyta, Chlorophyceae, Chlamydomonadales, Chlamydomonadaceae. Bases 758 to 7333 code for a protein of 2191 amino acids. The transcript is spliced from 38 exons.
CUUAAAGUUGGGGGGUACCCUGAACCGGGCGUGUCCCCCGUGUGGGGGGGGGGCGUGAGCCCCCGGAAAAGUUUUUGCGUGUUGGGCCUCAAAUUCCGUCGACUAUCGCCGGGCGCGGGCGCCUGCUCGUAAAAAAUUUCACAAAUAACGUAACAUACACCACGCUUGGACUCUAGCACUGCAUCGGUACUUGUGCGUUGCACCAACUCCUCGCCAUUUCAUUUGUUUUUGCAAAGUUAUGCGUCGCCUAAAGUACAGUGAACAGCUUCUUACAUUUAGCAUGCAUUGGCUGGAGCAACGGGGCGGGCCAAGUGCACUUUACCGGUUACUGGAAAAACCGGGAGGGCCCGAGCUCGAUGCGACCGCACUGGCUAUUGCCCCUCCCCCUUCGGGGGAAGGGGCAAGCCAACGCAUACACGCAUACGUACAGCUUCGCAUACGUUCAAACCACCAUCAUCGUCCCGAGAAUCGCCUAUCAAAGACUGGGCCUACUCACGGCCAACCAACACGUCGGCAGCUGGGCAGCUGGACGCAGUCUACGCGCCUGGUACACUAGCACGGCUUAUCUCAGCUGCGGUCCACCUGUUUCAGCUUCAUCUGGUCGAAUUCAUUAGCCUCGUCAAGAAAGCGCGUCCUCCACGGCUUCAAUCGCUCGCGAUUGAAGCCGUGAAGGGUGCACCCAGUUCAGGUCACAGCUAGGGACCCUGGCCAGGCAUUAACCGUGGCUGCCUCAGCCAUAGGCACGGUGACACUCAGAAUGUCUUGGAUACGCGGGGAUGUGCGGCUGCGUGGGCUCCUACUUGUGCUCGGCACGUUCGCCCUGGUGGGCAUUGAGCACGUUUCGGAACGCACAGUGAAGCUGAAGUAUUUUCUUCAGAAGGCGUUGCCGCUUAAUGUAGUCUUGACGACGCCCGAGGCGCUCUCGAACUCGGACUCGGCGUCAGUCGGCCUAUAUGGGAGGCAGGCGCUCACGGCGGUGUUUUCCCGGCCCGUGCUAGCUUUGGGCUCUGACUUUGGUACCCCGGCGUCAGAGCAGAAGCUCCCGUUCCGCCUCAACUGCCCGGUGCCGGGCAAGGCGCGCUGGGUGUCCACCACCAUAGCACGCUUUGACCCGGAUGUGGACUGGCCCACGGACCUGGACUGUGAGCUGACGUGGAACGCUGGCCUUACAAGCUAUGAUGGUGCUCCUCUGCAGCUCGGCGACACAACCGCAUCUCGCAAGCUUAGCACCACCCCGCAGAGUCUGGUCAUCAUCGACGUGCUGUCGGACAAGGCCGACGAGCUGACAGAUGGUCGCUGGGCCUCAAGCCUGGGGCUGCCGGAUGACAGCUACCAGGAGGUGCCGCCCGAUGGCCGCAUCGUGAUGCUGUCUUCUGGCAACGUCCACCUGGCCACCCUGCAGAGCUACCUCAAGGUGGCGGAGGGCGCGCAGGGCAAGGGCGCCGAGGCGGCCUUCACUCUGGCGCCUUGCCAGAGCCCCGUGCCCUGGAUUUUCCGCUACACCAGCGCUACCGGCACUGGCACCCAGGGUGCCACUACGCCUCUGAGCCUGGACGUCAACACCACCUGCGUCGAGGUCUCGCCCAAGAACCUCAAGCCCGACACUGUCUACGCCGUGCGACUACCGGUGGGCUCGCGCUAUUUCGGCCUGUCGGGGCCGCUGCAGUCUGAGGCGGUGGCGCCCUUCCGCAGCCUGCGCCCCUUCCGCUUCUACUUCCAGCAGAGCUCCUGGCAGAACGUGUGGGCCGGAACCAAGUACCGCCGCUUCGACCUGGGCCUGCUGCACGGCCUGGGCUCCGCCGUGACCCCGGCGGCGCUGGCGGGCCGCAUCAGCCUGUGCGCGCGCGGCCCCGGCGGCGCCUGCAGCCCCGUGCCCUUCAGCCUGAGCCUGGUGGACAAGGGCCUGGCGCGGCUGAGCGUGGACAGCCUCAAGCCCGGCACCCAGCACACCAUCACGGUGGCGGGCGCUGCCUCCAUCAUUGACGGCUACGACCAGGCGCUGCAGGGCUCCUCGCUCACCUUCUACACCAGCUACAUCGCCUACUCCUUCGUCGGCCCCGCGCUGUCUAAUGUGGCCCUGCUGGAGCCCGCUGACGUGGAUAGCCUGGCGUGGCCCUUCGUCAGCCACGGCCCGCCGCCGCUGAACCCCGACCAGCCCUUGUACGAGCCCGCCUUCGCCAACCGCAUUGACGCGUGGGAGGUGGACAUCAGCGUGGAGCGCAACCGCGUCAUGCUGCUCAAGUCGGUGGUGCAGUCCUUCGGCCAGAUGAACCUGCAGUCCAUCUUUGGUGCGCCCGCCGCCAGCGUGGCGGUGCCCAUUGAGCUGCGCACGAUCGGAUCCGGCGCCGACUGGCAGCAGCUGGCGCUGUCGCUGGCGGGCGCCAAGGUCCGCGUCGUCAGCUUCUGCUGCAGCCUUGGCGGCAUCAGCGAUGCCAAGCUGCUGGUGCGCAGCGGCCUGUCGCUCAACGUGGUGCAGCUGGGCGACACCUUCCGGGCCUGGCUGCUUGACUCCAGCGAGGGGGGAGCCGCUGUUUCGGGUGCCACCGUGUACAUCCACGUCCUGCCCAAGAACGGCCGCAGCAGCGUCAUUCACACACGCCCGGACGCGGUCAUGCUGGGCACGUGUGUUACUGGCGCUGACGGCGUGUGCACCAUCACCAAGAACUCCGACAGCGACUGGAGCCAGGUGGCGGCGUUCGCGCUCACGACCGACGGCCGCGCCGCCGUGCUGCCGUCCGCCGGCUAUAUCAGCCCCGACUCGCCGCCUGCCAACUACGUGGCUUCGCUGGUGGCAGACCGCCGCGUGAUCGUGCCCGGCGACAGCCUUAAGGUCACCGGCUUCGUGCAGAAGGUGUCUGCCACCGGCCUCAAGCUGCCGGCUGAGUCAUGGGUGGUGGUGGAGGUAUCACCCAACUGGCAAGCCUCUGCCUCCGGCGCCUCGGGCGGCACCACCACCGGCGGCGGCGGCGUCAUUAGCCCGGGCCACAUGCUGCGGACACAGAUUGAUGGCGCCUCGGGCGUGCUUCAUGUGGAAGUGCCCGUCCCCGCCGACGCGCGCCUGCAGCCCUACACGCUGCAGCUGCGCCUGCCCAAGGCGGGCACCGCGCCUGCCUCGGGCGCCCGUCCCGACGAUGCUACGGCCGCUGGCUGGUCCGACGUGGCUGGCUCGCUUGGCUUCACGGUUGCUGACCCGCGCCCGCCCACCGCUGAGCUCAAGGUGGACGUGCCUCCGUGGGUGCUGCCCACCGCCGCCGUGGCGCUCAAGCUCACGGCAGUCAGCUACGUGGGUGCGCCCGUGGACAACUCGCCCAUCACCGUGACCUGGAGCCACAGCAAGGCGAGCGGCGUGAUCAAGCUGACCACGGGGCUGGACGGCGUGGCCUCCACCACCCUGGACUUGGGCGCGCUGCCCGACAUGAACCGCACCACCGCCUACGACACACUGUCCAUCGCAGCUGAGUGGGUGGGCCCCACCCGUGAGCUCACUCAGAAGUCCGCCACAAUUAUCCUGGCGGACGGCCCCGCCCGCCUGCAGCUGCAGACCUCCCUGGACACCGACGUACCGGGCGUGGCCUUCGCGCUGGGCGCCCAGCUCACCUCCAAUGUGGAAGGGACGGCCAUCACCGGCGUCGCCGUCACCGCCACCCUCAAGCCCGACACCUCCGCCGGCCCCGCCGCCUGCGCCGACACGCCCAGCUGCGCCACCACUAGCGGCACGGGCCUGGACGCGGGCUGCCAGCUGGCGCUGCCGUGCGUGGGGCGCUUCGUGCUGGAGGCGUGCGCGACGACGGCAUCAGGUCCGGUGUGUGCGAACCAGACCUUGGGUCGCAACACCACGGAGUGGUCUCUGGACCCCCUGGACAGCUUCCCCGCGCCCAACUUCCUCACCGAUAAGGCGUCAUACAAGAUUGGCGAGAGCGCCACGGUCAGGUUCCAGAACCCUUGGGCCGGAGCCCGGCUGAUGCUGACGUGGGGCAACAACUACGCCUCCAAGCACGAGGUGGUUGCCUCGCUGCCCGCCGGCCUGGCCUCGCACACGUUCGGCCCGAUGGGCAACGAGUGCCUGGGCGGCUGCAGCGUCUCCUUCGUUCUGGACGUGCCGCGGCUGUCCGCCUCGGCGCUGCCGCUGCCGCCCCCGGAGCAGCUCAAGGUCAGCAAGCUGUACGACCCCCGCGCGCCCGCCACCUACAGCCAGCAGCUGUCGCUGAAGGUGCUGCCGGAGAACGAGCUGGCCGUGACCGUGGCCGUGGCGGCGGCGCCGGGCGUGACGGCGGGAAGCAUCACGGACGCUGAUGGCAAGCAGCUGCUUUCCAUUGAGCCCGGCAGCGAGGCGACGGUGACCGUGACUGUCGGCAGCGUCGGUGCCGGCGCCUCCGUGACUGUGUACGGCGUGGACAAGGCGUUCCUGGACCUGCUGCCGUACCCGCUGCCGGCGCCGCAGCAGGAGGUGGUGCUGCGGCUGGCGGCGGCUGUGGCGGCGUACGGCCCCAGCGCUUACCGCCUGGCGCCUGGAGCGGUGCAGGCCGUGUUCGCAAAGCUCAUGAGCCGCCUGACCGGCCUGGACCCCUGGCUGCCCGCCGACACCACCGUGCGCCCCGGCGACACCGGCGCCUACUUCCGCACGCCCUACUACUCGCCCAGCGCCACGGCCUCGGCCGCCGCGGUGGACAUGGAGGACGCGGCAUACCUGGCGCUUUACACGAGCCCGCUCACCUACCUGGCGUCGGGCACCGCCACCGAUGAUCAGUCCAAGGGGGUGGCUGCCCCCGAGAGUGGCGGCAGCAGUGGCAGCGGCGGCAGCAGCUCCAAAACUGACAGCAGCAUCACCGUCCGCCAGGAGGCUGACUUCAUCGUGACGCCGCUGUUCGCCACCGCCGUCACUGACGCGUCCGGUGUGGCUCGCGUGGCCUUCACCGCGCCGCCCAACCUGGGCACGUUAGGCACGUUCGUACUGCGCGCCUUCGCCGCCUCUGGCGCCGCCGCCAAGUAUGGCUCUGGCGAGGCCAAGCUGGCGGUGCGGCGGGCGCUGUCGCUGACGCCCAGCGUGCCGCGCUUUGUGCGUGUUGGCGACCAGUUUGAGGCGGGCGUGGUCGUCACCGUCGGGUCCGCGUCGGCCAGCGUCACCGUCAGCCUAAAGCUGGAAAACGCAGCCGACAACCCUCUGACGCUGAACGGUGUGACCUCCAAGACUGUGACCUUCGCAGCGGGCGGCGGCCUGCAGCAGGAGGUGCGCUUCAGCUUCACGGCGGUCACCAUCGCGAGCGCCACGCUGGUGUUUGAUGCGGUGGACUCGGCGGCCGGCGGCGGCUCCGACAGCCUGAGCCUGGAGGUGCCAGUGUUCGGGCAGCAGGGCGACGUGUGGGUGGCGACCUCUUUCGCUUUCAAGGCGCUGCCCGCCUCCGACUCGGACGUGGUGCAGUGGCAGGAGGGGCUGGCGCUGCCGGACGCAGUGCCGGGAAGCGGCGGCCUGGCUCUUACGGCGGGUGUGGGCUACUGGCCCUCCAUCGCGGCCACCUACGACAACCUGGCGCAGCGGCAGGAUGACUACAGCGGCUACGCCUAUGCGCAGCCCUCCAUGCUGUGGGCGGUGCAGCCGCCGCUGCUGCAGCGCUACGGCCAGCCCGCCUCCGCCGCCGGGCCCGAGGCGCUGCUGCACACGGCCUACACCAACCUGGGCCGCCUGACGCUGUCCAACGUGGGCCUGGUCUACUCCGACCCCUCGCGCUGGUACUCCUGGACGCCGACACGCACCGACAUGUACCUCAACAGCUGGGCGCUGUUCCUGGCUGCCGAGCACGCCGCCUCCGGCAAGGCCCUGUCCGGGGACCUGGCCGCCGCCUACGCCACCGACUGGUCGGGCCUGGCCGGCAACCUGGUGCCGCUGUGGCGCGCGGCGGUGGAGCGGCAGUUGAUUCAGAACGCGCGUGACGCGCGCAGGUAUCCCAACACCAAAAACGCGUACGAGGAUUGGUACACGAUGGCAUGGGUCAGGCUGGCCAUGGGCCCCAACUGGAACCCGCCCACGUGGCUGGAGUUUCCCAUCAACAACGACCUGUCGCUGGCCACCCUGCUCAACGCCGUCACCGCCAAGAACGCCGGCCGCGAGACGCGUGUGCUCCUGUCGCUGUACCUGCAAGCUCUGGGCUCCGCGGCGCCUUCCUCGCCGCUUGUGGCCAACACGGUGGCGGAGGUCACCUCGGCGCUGCGCACGCAGGGCCGCACCGCCUACGUGGCCACCGGCCCUGGCGCUGCCUCCGCUGCGUCGCUGGACGAGCAGGCCCUGGCCCUGCUGCUGCUGCUCCGCUCCGGCGCAACACACCAGCUCAUCCCCAAGCUGGCGGCCUACGUGGCCAACCCCAGCCAGGCGGGCGGCAGCGUGGGCUGGUUCAGCAUGUACCCCUCCGAGGCCGCGCAGGGCCUGGCGGGCGUGGCACUGGCGGCCUACGACGAGGCGCGCGGCAGCACCAAGCCCGACGUGGAGCUGUUUGCUGACGUGAAUGGCCUCACCGUGCUGGAGGCCACCUUCCGCACUGGUGCUAACGCGCCCGUCAGCAACACCACUGCGUGGGAGGACCUGCCGUCGCCGCGCACCGGCUCCCCCUCAGAGCUCAACAUCGAGGUAACCGGCACUGGCGAGGUGUCUGUGGCGGCUUCGCUCCACUUCGUUCCUUCCGCGCUGCUGUCGUUCCCCUCCUACCGCGGGCUGUACGUGGAGGCGGCGCUGCAGCAGGUGGACCCGCGCACAGGCGGCCCCACCGGCGGCCGCCUGGCGGCGGUGCCGCUGGGCUCGGUGGUGGCGCUCACGGUGCAACUGACCACUCCCGACGACCUGGGCGCGGUCACGCUGUCAGUCAUGAUGCCGGGAGGACUCAAGCCCCUGGACCCCAACCUGGUGGCCGGAGCUGACAGCGCCUGCACCGACAGCUGGGUGGACAGCAGCAGCUGGGGCUAUGUCUACCGCUGGUACUACUGGUUCCCCAUCUGCCCUGCCCAGGAGACGCGCCCCAGUGUGGUCACCUUCAAGUACCUGUCCCUGCACGCCGGCACCUCAUCCGUGAUCAUCAAAGCCGUGGCCGCCACCGCAGGCACGUUCGUGGUGCCUCCUACCCGCGCCUGGGUGGACGAGCAGCCCGAGCUCAUGGGCAGCACCGCCAGUGCCAAGAUCAGCGUGUGCGCCGACUGCGCCGGCCCCACCUACGGCGCGCUCCCGCCGCCCGCUAAGCCCUGUCCCGCCGACUGUUCCGGCAACGGCGUGUGCAACCUCAAGACCGGCAAGUGCGUGUGCAACGCCUACUGGACGCGCGCCGACUGCUCGCGCAUGGUGCCUGCUUAGGCAAUAUGAUGGCACGGAGUUGACGCGACACGCGCGUACGAUGCUCACCUCAUAUUGUGUGGUGUGCCAGCGACGGCGUCCAUGGAAUACCUGUUUUGAACUCAGAGGCCGCUUGUUCCAGCGGAUGGUGGAGACGCGGCGCCGUUGCGCAGGCUAGCGUUUCUAAGAUUAAUUGGCGUGACGUGAGCCAUACGAAAGAAUGGUGAGAACUUGUUAGGCGUGCAGCUUCGAGAUAUUGGCGACGCACAUCACAACCGCCGCCGGUGUCUACCUUCGGGUCCGGGCAGCGCGCAGCUUGAAGGACAUUUUCCAAGGAUAGCAGAGCCUUUAUGGGCAUGGUUCCGCUCCAUGCCGGCCCCUACGGCCCUCAUGGUUGACUCAUUACUCUCCUACAAUUGCCGGUACUUGAUAUGCGUUUUGAUCAAGGUACCGUACUGCGCGUUGAUUUUUUAUUAAGUUGAAUAAUUCUGAGGGCGAUUCUUAAAAAGUAAAAUAUAAUUUUAAAAAUAGUUUUCCCUGCGGGGCUCCUAAAAAUCCAAAAACAGCUUCAGCGCAGAUGGUAUGGCUACGAAUGGCUGACUACCGCACGCUGUGAUGCUGCGAAUGCGUUUUGCCCGUGUCUGUGUGCUUCCGGAGGCGCUGGGCGGCACGGCGCUUAAAAAUUAAAAAUAAUUCUGGCGCGGCUGCGCCGCGUUCCUUAAAAAUCAAAAGUCGGGGUUGGAGGAGUCAAGUUGGGCCCUGAUAGCAUGUGAUGGCUCGGCGUCUUCGGGUGCUGGGACUGUCCCCUCUGUAACAUCCGCAUUCUUAAAUAUUAAGAACCCA